Cyprinus carpio (common carp) is the source of this 3203-nucleotide messenger RNA. Its product is annotated as igLON family member 5-like. Gene Ontology annotation, molecular function: cell adhesion molecule binding. The coding region runs from base 417 to 1415 and encodes 332 amino acids. NCBI's taxonomy places the organism in Eukaryota, Metazoa, Chordata, Actinopteri, Cypriniformes, Cyprinidae. The record is from RefSeq and is a predicted model, not a curated record. The transcript has 8 exons. Gene Ontology annotation, cellular component: cell-cell junction. Gene Ontology annotation, biological process: cell-cell adhesion.
CUGAUGCGAUGCACAGUGAUUCUGAUUCACUGAGCACACAACAUCCCACUAAACCACCUCAGCUGUCGCUUUUCUCUUUUUCUGUGGAUGCCCUUGAAUUGAAGGAAAAAAACUGAGGAGGUAUACACAAUAUAUAUAUUUAUUUUUUUUCCCGCGCAAGGAUUUAUUUAUACAUUCUCUGGCACUCCAAACGCCAACAGAUUGUGUUUGGUCUCCUUGCGAAGGGUCACUUGGGAAAAUCGACCCGUCUUGUGGCACUCCUGACACACUUGGAAGAUUUGUAGACUGCGGACGUUUCGUGAAAUAGGACACACGGACGGACAACUGCGGUUUAUGCGUGUUCCCGUUCAUAGAAGAUAGAAACGGACUGUUGCUGCAAGAACUGACAGAGAAAUAACAAACAAUCAACUCAAAACAUGAGCUGCGCAAUGUUGCGACACGCGCUCGCUUUGCUCUUGGCGUUGCUGUGGAAAGGACCCACUGGUGCUCAGGCGGCCGAGUUCGGACACUUGCCCGACAACAUUACCGUGCUGGAAGGAGAAAGCGUCGUUCUAGUGGGAUGUCUCAACGAUCACUCAAAACACAACGCGUGGCUGAACCGCUCCAACAUCCUAUUUACGGGCACAGAUAAGUGGUCCCUGGACUCCCGCGUCUCUCUGGUGAACAACAACAACAGCGACUUCUCCAUUAAGAUUGAGCGAGUGAUGGUGGCAGACGAGGGACCCUACACAUGCAGCUUCCAGGCCAGAAACCAGCCCCGUACGGCCCACGUCUACCUCAUCGUUCAGGUGCCGGCCCGGAUAGUGAACAUCUCGCAGGAUAAAUCGGUGAAUGAAGGCGAUGACGUGAAUCUUUUUUGCCUGGCGGUGGGCAGACCAGAGCCGACCGUCACCUGGAAGGACUUCAAGUACGGUCUCAUGAGCGAAGGCGAGUUUCUGGAAAUCACAGAAAUCAAGCGGCAUCAAGCGGAGGAAUUUGAAUGCAUCACCAACAACGGCGUGGCGCCGCCAGACACGCACCGCGUCAAGGUCACAGUCAACUAUCCACCAGUAAUCACAGAAGUAAAGAACAUGCCCGCCCAGGUGGGAAAAACUGCAAUCUUACGCUGUGAAGCUAUGGCGGUGCCCACCGCGUCCUUCGAAUGGUACCGGGAUGACCGAAGGCCGGUAGAGAGCGAUAACACGCUGAAGAUUAAAAACGAGAAAACACGUUCCCUGCUGCUCUUCACCAACGUCACAGAAAAACACUUUGGCAACUACACCUGUUUCGCCUCCAACCGCCUCGGGGCUUCCAAUGCCAGCAUGUUACUCUUCAGGCCCGGGGCCGUGUACGGUGGAGCCGCAUCUCUGAACGGCCGUUUAUCAGGAGUCGGCCUGUGGUUCUGCCUCUCCAUCUCUGUUCUGAUGAAGGUCUAAAACUUUCCCACUUCGGAAGGAGUCUUUAAAUACGAACCCAUCACUGUGAACAAAAAUAAAUUAUGCAUUAAUCCAGGAGCCAUCGCUACAUCACUCGGUCAUGCCUUCCUCUUCCCUUUCACGCCCAGUCACAUAUCACCGCUUCACUCCUCCCUCCCAUCACCAACGAUGGUCACCUUUAAUCGCCCAAACCUGAAAUGUGAUGCAAAUGAUGUGAACGACAAGUGUAAUGCCAGCUGGGUGUCUCUUGAUGUGCGUGCUGGACAUGCUGGUUGUAAAGUGACGUGUCGACAAUGAUGGUUGCGAUGUCCGGGUGACCCUGACGAAGCUGUUCACCAGCGGCCCGUCGGAUCCUGAUGCAGAGAUCCGAGCUGAACGGUGGUGCAUUCUGACGUGCGUAGCUACUAUGAAUGAUGUCAAACCACAUGUUUUCUUUCUAGCGAGGAGGGCCGUGUCAUCUCGGCCCCUCGUUUGCAUUCAUUGGGGCUCUCGACCCAAAGCAAACGUCUGACCCGUGUCCAGCCCUCAUAUUGUCCUCAGUCUGUCCAUCACUUAGAUCGUCAGUCCUUCACACUCAGUGUAAAUAUAUAUGCAGUAGAGGCCCCUCAUUCCAGCGGCAAAAACUACAUUUCCCAUCAGCCUCUCUGUUUCAGCCUUUCGGCUCGGAUGAUAUUCCUGCCUUUAAGUCACGAUGGAAUGAUCGUAUUUACGAGAUUCACAACCGAAAUGUCAUUAUUAGCAGAGAAUCAUUGGUAUUGAUCGUAAGAAGCUUAGUUUGUACACAUUUAGUGUUGUUUUCUUGUGUUCGACGGAAAGUUAAAAAAGAGAAGUGCUUUAAAUUACUUUUCAAAUUUGUUGUAAAGUAUAAAAAAAAAAUAGAUGUAGUGUUGGAAAUUAAAGUAUUUGGACACUUUUUGGUUGUCGAAUGUUGGUUAAUAAACUAAACUACAGCUGUAGAUGUCACUCAUCUGCUAAAACUCAUUUUUAACUUGCAAAUAGUUUAGAAAAGUCAGAAUGAGUGCAACUUUUUAGAACUAUUUGAAUGCAUCAUUGCAACUCAUAAGAAAGACUACAACUUUUCAUAAUUAUUUAAAUGCAUCAUUGCAACUCAUAAACAAAGUGCAACUUUUCAGUAUAUUUUGAAUGCAUCAUUGCAACUCUUGAGUGAAACUUUUCCAAAUUAUUUGAAUGCACCAUUGGAAUUCUCAAGAGUGCAACUUUUCCAAAUUAUUUUAAUGCAUAGUUGCAACUCAUUAGUAAGAGUGCAACUUUUCAGUAUAAUUUGAAUGCAUCACUGCAACUCUUAAAAGCGCAACUUUUAAUAAUUAUUAAAAUGCUUCAUUGCACUCAUAAGAGUGCAUAUUUUCAGUAUUAUUUCAAUGCAUCAUUGCAGCUCACAAAUAAGAGUGCAUCUCUUCGUAAUUAUUUAAAUGCAUCACUGCAACUCAUAAAAGUGCAACUUUUCAGAAUUAUUCAAAAGCAUCGUUGCAACUCGUAAGUAGGAACUUUCCACAAAGACUUGAAGGCAGCAGAAGUUUCUGGCAUCUCCUGGCCUGAAACGGUUCAUUGACUUCUUGUUGCUUGUGGAUAGCAUGUACUGGUUAGAAAUGUCCCUCUUGUGACCUCACUUCCUGCACCGACCCCGUUUUAACCCCCUGCACUGUGUACAUUUUAAUCUGCAAGGUUAACUGCUAUUACUUUUUUGGUGUUAAUAAUGAUUAUAAUGAUGAUGACAAUGUUAAUAAGUAUUUGAAUAAAUAUGAUAGUAAUUCCAUGUGAGAAAAAAAA